Colletotrichum acutatum is the source of this 918-nucleotide messenger RNA. RefSeq lists its product as uncharacterized. The transcript has 3 exons. NCBI's taxonomy places the organism in Eukaryota, Fungi, Ascomycota, Sordariomycetes, Glomerellales, Glomerellaceae. The annotation marks the transcript as partial. The record is from RefSeq and is a predicted model, not a curated record.
CCACCACCACCACCGUCGUCCGAUGCUCAUCCACCGCAAUCCCAGUCCUCUGCGACCGCCUCGCCGAGAGGGUUAAGUAGGCGCUCCUCCUCCUACGACGGACGCUCGCCAGCGUCCCCGCGCUCCCUCUCCCGGAGGCAGAGCACCAACGAGCGCAUCAACGAGAUAUUAGAGAACGCACGAGGCCGCGCACAAGCCAUGGGUGGCGGACUCUCAACAACCCGCUCCGCUCCCGCCAGCCCCCCGCGGUACUACUCCCGCGCGGACGGCUCCCACGAUGAGAGCGUCGGCAUCAUCUCCCGUGGCCCGGACCGUAACUACCAGAGCAUGAACUCGGCGCCGCAACCCUCCGCCGUCACCAGUACGGCGACGGCCCCGGAGCUGGCCGGCAUGCGGCCGCGCAAGUCGGUCCAGUCGACGAGGAACUCUCUGCCGGCGCAGGCCGAGGAGGAAGGGGAGGACGAAGACUACGAUGCCGUGGUUGCGCGGGAGGAACGGGAGAGAGAGGCGCAGAGGAAGGAACCCUGGUACACGAUCCUGCUGUCCAGCUUUCAGAGCAUUGAGCUGGAGAACAAGGGCAGUGUGGCCCGCGAUCACCUGGCGCUCGAACGAACAUUCCUAGCAUGGCUCCGCACAUCUCUAGCCUUCGCCUCCAUAGGCAUCGCCGUAACGCAGCUCUUCCGCCUCAACUCGUCCCUCUCGACGCCCGGGACCGACGACUCAAACAGCCACACCCUCCGCCAGCUGGGCAAGCCGCUUGGCGCGACGUUCCUGGGCAUCAGCAUCCUCAUCCUGUUCCUGGGCUACCAGCGCUACUUCCGCGCGCAGCAGUGGGUGAUGAAGGGCAAGUUCCCCGCGAGUCGCGGGACCAUUAUCAUCGUGUCCAUGGUUGCGUUUGCGCUGAUGGCUGUGAGCUUG